Molecule: messenger RNA, 1353 nt
Organism: Sinocyclocheilus grahami
Lineage: Eukaryota; Metazoa; Chordata; Actinopteri; Cypriniformes; Cyprinidae
Product: salivary plasminogen activator beta-like
Exons: 11
Coding region: 328-1353 (341 amino acids)
Biological process (GO): regulation of cell adhesion mediated by integrin; plasminogen activation
Molecular function (GO): serine-type endopeptidase activity
Source: RefSeq, a predicted model, not a curated record
CAUUUAGAGACAUUAGAAAUGAAUAGGGUUAAAAGAAUAGUACAAAUAGUGUUCGACAGAAGAAGGAGAAUUAAGGAACUCAAGGCCAUUUGAAUCAUUAUUGUGAUUCACUGAUCUAGUUUCAGUUCAGCAGCACGUGUGUUUUCCCUCACAGACAGACGGACAGACUCCCCCAACACAAGCAUGUCUGUUCCUGCAGCCAAUCCGAGCACACCGGCCUCUAUAUAGGGAGUGUUGAAGCCAUCAGUGGGAUGCAGAACGACACACAACAGACCUGAUCUGAUCUGAUCGGACAUCCAGGUUUCAGCGUCCAAAGAAGAAGCAGAAAUGGCUGGAUUUUGCCUGCUGAGUUUGAUUCUAGCUGUAGCGGCUCUCACCGUUUGUAGAGCCCAUCGCCGACUCUCUCCCAGCGGUUUACGUGAGAAAUCAGCUGUUCUGUGUCUGAAUGGAGGGACGUCCGUCUUGUCUCCGUCGGGGCGUCACAUGCUCUGUUUCUGUGCUGAUGGCUUCAGCGGCUCCAACUGUGAAACAGAUGAAUCCGUCUCCUGCUUUGACGGGAUCGGUCUGCACUACAGAGGUCCCGUGUCCAAAUCAGCGAGUGGGCGGAAAUGUCUGGAAUGGGAUUCAGAGAGUGUGCGUGAAAUUGGAGUCUAUCCCAAGAAUCUUGGCCCGGGACGACACAACCACUGCAGAAACCCAGACUACAGCCGCAGAGCCUGGUGUUACGUUCGGACCGCGUCUAGGAUCGUGAAAGAGGACUGCGAUAUUCCACGCUGUGCAAAAGAUCACGGUUCUGACAGUCUGACGGGCGCACAGUCCGGCUGGCAGUGUGGUCAGAGGGAGGAGCGCAACAUGAAGGUUGUGGGCGGGGCUUUGAGCGCGGUGGAGCGCCACCCCUGGAUGGCGGCGGUGUUCAGCAGGAGCGCCCGCGGGAGAGCGUUCACCUGCGGCGGGAGUCUCAUCUCAUCCUGCUGGGUCCUCACGGCUGCUCACUGCUUCCCUGACGGCACUAAGACUAGCAUCCAUAAACUAUCAGUAUUUGUGGGGAGGAAUGCCAUAAAUGAGACAGACGCUCAGAGAGAGCAGGAGUUCAGGGUCUCCGAGCUCUUCAUCCAUGAACACUUCAACAACACAGACGGCAACUACAACAACGACAUCGGACAAAUAAAAUUCAAAAUACAGGGUGACUCUGGCGGGCCGCUGGUGUGUCGCGUCCGUGACCGUGUGUUUCUGUUCGGUGUGGUGAGCUGGGGAGAGGGAUGUUCCAGACAGUUCCGUCCUGGAGUUUAUGCUAAAGUCAGCAACUAUUACAACUGGAUCCUGGAGAAAACCGGCCUGUCGUCGCUCAGCUGA